UAAAUUUAUUGUAAAUUUAUGAAGAAGUCUAACCAAUAAGGAUAAGUUGAUAAGAAUUCAAAUAAUAAUGCUUGGUUGUAUGCUUUAGGUGGAUUAGCAAUUGGGGCUAUUGCAACAUUUUUUGGAAUGAAAACUAUAAAUGAUAAUAAUUAGUCAUAGAUUUAAAGUUAAGUUCAAACUAAUCAACAAGCUUAGUAAGUUACUUCUGAUGGAGAGUAAUUCAUUGAAACUCUUUGUUGUCCAAUAACUGGAGGUAAAAAAAGAUUAUCAUGUUUAAAUUAGAGUUAAUUAAUGAUGCAGCAUAACUUAGCACUUGUGGCCAUACAUUCGAAAGAUAGGCUUUAUUAUAAUGGUUGAAUAAAUCUAAAGAUUGUCCAUCAUGCAGAAAGCCAGCUAAUCAAUAAAAUAUCAUUAAGAAUUAUGCUCUUUAAGAAAUCAUUGAUUAACAUAGAUCUAAAAAAUGAUUUAAAAUAUUAUCCCCAA
This is a messenger RNA of Paramecium sonneborni, 483 nucleotides long. Lineage: Eukaryota; Ciliophora; Oligohymenophorea; Peniculida; Parameciidae. The record is from the annotation of a GenBank genome assembly.